GUUUUUUUUUGUAAGGGAAUUAAUACACUACAUGGCUGAGUGCAUAGUGUAUAGUGCAUAAUUUGGGACACUCCUAAUCAGUCUUUAAACUAGAUGUGGUACUUUUGUGUUGAUAAACUUGUAACUUGUUGGACUAUAGAUUUCAAGCAGCGUUGAAGGUAAACAGUAAAAUGCUGUAAAGUAAUUAAGUCAUGUGUCAACAAUGAAUGUAGCAAACUGUUUGAAAUGUUUACCCAUGCAUAAUGUGUACUCUUUCACAUGCUGUUUUUGAAUCAUAGUGGCGCACCCAGCCAACAUCUGUCCCAUUCACUACACCGCCGCUCCUGUCCGGUAGGUGGCAGUAAAGCGCUUGGCAUCCUAUCGUAAACCCUACAGAACAAAAGUCUACUUCGUGCUGUUAUCAAAGUGCCCUAGCCAUCCUGCUGUUGUUUAAUUUAUAGUAAUGCUCCAUAACUAUGUCUACGGCCUCUAAGGUUGUUCUGGGGUUAUCGAUAGUACUCACUAUCAGCACUGUUGCGGGCGUUCAUAUCAAGCAGAGCUGGGACAGACAGAGGCUGCACGAGGGCGUGUUGCGGGAUCUGGAGCGCGUGGAGCGCAAGCGUGAGAACCUGCGCAUGCUCGAGGAGCAGAUCCAGCUGACCAGAGAGCUUGUGACCGAACGAGACCGACGAGAGGCUGAAGCGGCGAGAACACCCAAUUCAUAA
Molecule: messenger RNA, 704 nt
Organism: Myxocyprinus asiaticus (Chinese sucker)
Lineage: Eukaryota; Metazoa; Chordata; Actinopteri; Cypriniformes; Catostomidae
Gene: pet117
Product: protein PET117 homolog, mitochondrial
Exons: 2
Coding region: 456-704 (82 amino acids)
Biological process (GO): mitochondrial respiratory chain complex IV assembly
Cellular component (GO): mitochondrion
Source: RefSeq, a predicted model, not a curated record